UUUGCAUGAGCGCCGUGUUGAGAGGAACACGCGCGGCUGGCGUUGAGGCGAAGUGGCGGCGGCGGCGGCCAUGGCUCCGAGCGGGCAGGUGGGGGCCAGCGGGGGUUCCUCUAGCGUGGUGACGCCCGAAGGGCUGCGAGGCUGGCUCCGAGGGGCAUAUCGCUUCGGCACCGACCGCAAUGAUUUCCGUAGGAAUCUCAUAGUUAACCUGGGUCUCUUUGCUAUUGGUGUUUGGGUAGCCAGAAGUUUAACAGACAUUGAUUUGAUGGCGCCUCAGCCCAUUGCAUAGCAGAAGUGAUGAAAAAGAAGUAGAUCUUCAUCCAUCAAGUCUGAAGACUUUCCUUCCUGCUGUAUGACCAAAUGCCUUGUGAUUGAUCACUGCAUUGGUUAUAGCUGUGAUGUUACCUUCCACAUGCUGCUUAUACUAAAUAAUUUGACGCAACAGCAGCUCCAGAAAUCUAAGCUGAAUGAUUGGGAAAAAUCACUGAAAUGAGUGUACACUUUUUUGGUAUGUUAUGUUCACAUGUUUAGGAACGAUGUGUUUGAUUCCAGGUAGCAGCCUAACACUAUGUUGUAUUUGCCAAAAGCUUGUUAUUUAAAACACAUGUAACUUGCAGAUGAAAGUAGCUUUUGUACUGUUUAACAUCCUGGACUAAAGUAUGAAAUAAAUACAUGCCAGUGCA
Messenger RNA from Eublepharis macularius, 683 nucleotides. It is a transcript of the gene TOMM6, whose product is annotated as translocase of outer mitochondrial membrane 6. NCBI's taxonomy places the organism in Eukaryota, Metazoa, Chordata, Lepidosauria, Squamata, Eublepharidae. The record is from RefSeq and is a predicted model, not a curated record. The transcript has 3 exons. Bases 71 to 289 code for a protein of 72 amino acids. Gene Ontology annotation, cellular component: mitochondrial outer membrane translocase complex.